This is a messenger RNA of Penicillium manginii, 1632 nucleotides long. Its product is annotated as AMP-binding enzyme. The record is from RefSeq and is a predicted model, not a curated record. Lineage: Eukaryota; Fungi; Ascomycota; Eurotiomycetes; Eurotiales; Aspergillaceae. Gene Ontology annotation, molecular function: CoA-ligase activity. The transcript has 6 exons. The coding region runs from base 1 to 1632 and encodes 543 amino acids. Gene Ontology annotation, biological process: secondary metabolic process.
AUGGCUGAAGUUUCCUCGAGGUUCCAAGUUCCAGUUCCCUCAACGGACAUUCUGACCUACAUUUUCGAUUCGCCGUGGAGUCCGAGCCAAGGCUACACAGAUGACGAACGACUCAUUCUAUCUGCUCGGGGGAUCGAGCAGCAUUCAUGCACAUUCAACCAUCUCAAAUAUCUUGUGAAGUGCUUUGCUUCGGGCUUCGGGAAGCGAGCCCAGCCAAACCCCAGAGUUGUGAUUUACGGGACGCUGAAUGUCAAUCUCCCAGCAGUUUUACUGGGCUCAAUAGGUGCAGGAGCAAGCUGUAACAUCUGUCCAGCAUACCCACUCGCGGAAACGACCGCCAGGUUUCAGACUUUGAGUGCAGAUUAUGUCUUCUUUGAACCGCGUCACCUGGAAACAGUUACAGCGGCAGCCAAGGUUGCUGGUAUCCCCACUGAAAAUCUAUUCGUUCUGGAUGAUUUCGAAAUUUGUGAAGAGUUGAGAUAUCCACUCCCCCAUUGGAGUUUACUUCUCGACCUCGUGGAUGGACCAACCUUUCAAUGGAAGAGAUUAUCCGAAGAAGAAGCAAAGACAACAACAGCUCUGUUCUGUCAUACUUCUGGAACGACUGGUCUUCCUAAAAUGGCUGAGCGAACUCAUUAUGGCUUGAUUGGAAACACUGCGCAGCUCUUGUAUCGCUAUCACCUCAAGCCAAGACAAAGACAUGAGACGUGGUUCUGUACAUUUAUGUACGCGGGGAUUGGGUUCAUCUUGUAUGGCCUCUUGAUGCCGUUGAAAGCUCGGUAUAGAACAAUAUUUAUGCCGCAGUAUAAACUUGACGGAUUUCUGUCCGCAAUGGAGACUUUCCAGCCCACCUCUUUGCAUACACCCAAGCACGUCUUUCAAGAUCUUUUGACAAAUGCCACCCAGGCAAAUUUCUCAUGUGUCUCUAGUUUACGAACUGGAGGAGCUAUGAUACCAAAGCGAAUGCGCGAGGAGUGGGUGCAACGCCAUGGGUCACCAUGCGAAGUCGUAUGUGGGAUGACUGAGGGAGGAAUCCAUUUUGCUUCGGACCCAAGAGAGCCGAAGGUAGAUGAGACCGUCGGAGAGCUCUUGCCUAAUCUGCAAGCACGAGUGGUGAAUCACGAUGGCCAAGUGCUCCCGAGAGGCGAAGCUGGUGAGAUUCUAAUCCAAAAUCCAUUUGCGAUGAAAGGAUAUUUGAAUGGAUCCAUCGCCUCAAAGGAGGUUUUCACCGAAGAUGGAUACAUCAAAACUGGUGAUAUUGGUAAGGUAGAUGAGUCUGGUCAUUGGUACAUUAUUGGUCGCCUCAAGGAUCUUUACAAACUAAAUGGAUCUCAUGUUAUGGGAUCCGAGAUUGAAGCAGCAGUUUUAUCACACCCCGAAGUUCUUGCAGCGGCAGUCAUUGCCGUGAAAGUUCCUGGAGCAGCGGAUGAUGAGCCUGUUCCUCGCGGGUAUCUUGUUCGGCGUCCGGGGUCUACCCUAGAGCUUGAGGAAUACAAGAAGUGGGCCGCCACCGAGCUGUCCGAGAGAUUUCAGCUAGAGGGUGGUAUUGAGUUUCUAGAUGCUUUGCCGGUCUCCGCGGGCGGAAAAGUAGAUCGAAAUGCUCUCCGUGAGAGGAGCGUUUCCCAGGUUUAA